Molecule: messenger RNA, 1146 nt
Organism: Morone saxatilis (striped sea-bass)
Lineage: Eukaryota; Metazoa; Chordata; Actinopteri; Moronidae
Gene: nrm
Product: nurim
Exons: 4
Coding region: 41-880 (279 amino acids)
Cellular component (GO): nuclear membrane
Source: RefSeq, a predicted model, not a curated record
CUGUGGAAGUUACUAAAUGAAGAGAUAACCGCUGAUUGAAAUGGCGUCAGUCACGGUGCGCCGCUGGGCUCUCUGUACCGCGGCUCUGCUUAACUUUGCGUUUGUCUUCAUAUCUGGUGCAGACUUCAUUCGCUUUAUAUCAUUUAGAGCCAUUUACCACAACAUCACCGGGGAGACGACGCUGUGUCAAGACUCUAUACCGUGGUCAGUGGCCCUGCAGGACAGCUCUGUCCUCAGGUCUCUUGUGGUGGAUCUGGGGCUGCUGGCUCUCUUCACCACGCAGCACAGCCUGCUCGCCUGGUCACCUGUUAAACAGGCCCUUGGGUCAGUGCUGGGGGCCCUAAACAGGACGGCAUACUGCUUCGCUACUGCACUGGCACUCCAGAUCUUGAUGCAUUACUGGCAGCCUGUGACUGGCGCCCCCUGUCUGUGGUCAGUGCGUCAUGCACCCUGGAGUGUCUGGUUCCCUCUGCUCUGCUUCUCUCUGCACUUCUUCUGCUGGGCUGUCAUCUGCAGCAUCCUCAUGAUCUUUGAUUACCCAGAGCUGCUGGGCAUCAAGCAGGUGUAUUACGAGUGUCUCGGUUUAGGGGACCCCCUGUCUCACAAGUCACCUCGUGCCCAGCGCUUCCUGUCUCACCUCCGCCACCCGGUGUGCCUGGAGCUGGGAGUCGUGCUGUGGCUCCUGCCGGCCUUGUCCCUGGACAGGCUCCUGCUGGCGGGGACUCUGUCGACCUACCUGGCCCUGGCACACUCCCUGGACAAACAGGAUUUAGCCUACCUCUGUGUCCAGCUUAAAAGCAAGAUGCAGCUCUUGACCGAGCCACACCGGGGCAGCGCCGACACCAACGACCGAGACAACAGCAACCACAAGGAGAAGUGAAGUUACAGUCUUCUUAUUGCUGUGAUGUGACACUGCUGUCUUAAUAUAAACCACAAAUAUUGUUCUAAAAGUGACCGCUUAUCUACUGUGCUAAAUAAGAACAAACCUGCUCUGGCUAUUGACUGAAAAAUAGCAAAUGACCACACUCAAACUGAAUUCUACGGAAGCCGAGAACAGCCAUGGAUUUUUUUUUUAUGCACUAAAUUAUAUCGUGAUAACGACUUAUUAUCUCGUUAUCUCGAUAUAACAAAGAUCGUUUUCUUCGU